CAUAAGUUCAUCAACGUAAAAAAAAGAGCAGCAAAUCUACUCAGCCAUCCUUUUACCCCACAGCCACUCUCUUCCACCACCGGAAAAUCAAGAAAAUGGCACCAAAAUCCGAAACCAAAUCCUCAUCAACUCAAUUUUCCGAUCCAUCAGAUGACUACUCAAUCGACCCCAUUUUCCACACUCUCCGUAUCAUCCCUUUCUCAUUCCUCAACCCUCCAAAACUUCGCUUAAAAAUCCCAACAAUAACUCUCCCUUCAUCCAUGACAGUUUACUCCCUUAUCCUUCUUACUUACUUCAUGGUUGUAUCCGGUAUUGUUUAUGAUGUCAUUAAUGAACCACCUGGUAUUGGAUCAACACAAGACAGGUUUACUGGUGCUGUUAAACCUGUGGUUUUUAUGACUGGUCGGGUUAAUGGACAGUAUAUUAUUGAAGGAUUAUCAUCUGGUUUCAUGUUUGUACUUGGUGAUUUUGGCAUUGUGAUGUUGGAUUUGGCACUUGAUAAGAAUAGGGAAAAGAGUGUUAAGGUUUCUUUUGCAUCAGCUGGUGUUGUGUGUGUUGUUAUGGCUUAUGUUAUGAGUAUGUUGUUUAUCCGUAUCAAGAUCCCCGCUUAUCUUCGUUGAAAGAAAGUUUUAGCCUUUUUCCUUGUUUUUGAUAAGCAGUACUGUGUUAUUUUUAGAUUUAGUUUGUCACUCUUUAAAGAGCUUGACAUAUGAUAUGAUUUGGGUAUUUUUGGCUUUUGGUAGUUUUCGGUUAUUGAAACUUGGCUGUUGUCAUUGCUUAUAUUAUGAGUAAGUUGUUUAUCUGCAUAA
Molecule: messenger RNA, 809 nt
Organism: Lycium ferocissimum
Lineage: Eukaryota; Viridiplantae; Streptophyta; Magnoliopsida; Solanales; Solanaceae
Exons: 1
Coding region: 96-620 (174 amino acids)
Cellular component (GO): oligosaccharyltransferase complex
Source: RefSeq, a predicted model, not a curated record